UUGGAGGCGGGGACGUGCACCGGGAGGUUCGGUGUGCAUCUUCCUAGUCUCCUCUGAGCCGUAGUCUUUAACACCUGUACCUCCGUGUCUCCCACUUUUCAGCUGUCACAGGGUAUUCUCUUGAGUUCACAGGAAUUUUGACAGACCUUUCAUCUGGAAAUAAGUGGCAUUAUAAACAUACCCUGACUGGUGUGGCUCAGUGGAUUGAGCACCGGACUGUGAACCAGAGAGUCACAGUCUAUCAUAAUUGAAGAAAAAUGAUGGAAGAGAGUGGAAUAGAAACAACACCACCUGGGACGCCUCCACCAAACCCUGCUGGACUGGCUGCUGCUGCUGCUGCCAUGUCUUCCACCCCUGCUCCUUUAGCUACAACCAGUUCUUUUUCUUCUCCAAAUGUACCUUCUAUGCAGUCCUUGCCACCACUCGCAUACUCCACCCCUCAGCCAUCCGUUCCUCCUGUGGGGCCUUCAGCAUCGUUGCCUUUUGUGCCUCCUUCCUCAGUUCCUUCUCCACCACUUGUUACUGCUGUAACACCUCCCGUUCCUCCACCAACUGCUGCUGCCUUCAGUAAUCCUCCUUUAUCCCACUUCCCAACUUCAACUUCUGCCCCGAGUACUCCUCCAUCUGCGCCCCCUCCGGGUCCUCCUACAUCAGGAUUUUCUGUUGGCUCAGCAUAUGACAUUACAAGGGGACAUGCAGGAAGGGCUCCCCAGACACCCUUGAUGCCGUCAUUUUCUGCACCUCCAGUAACAGGUAUUUUGCCAGCCCCUAUUACUCAGCAAGCCAGUCUGACAUCUCUAGCCCAGGGAGCUGGAACCACAUCCGCCAUUACAUUUCCAGAGGAACAAGAAGAUCCUAGAAUUGUGAGAGGUCAGGAUGAAGCAUCUGCUGGUGGACUCUGGGGUUUUAUUAAGGGUGUAGCCGGCAAUCCUGUGGUGAAAUCUGUGCUUGAUAAAACAAAACAUUCCGUAGAAAGUGUGAUUACAACGCUGGACCCUGGCAUGGCUCCAUACAUCAAGUCUGGAGGUGAACUGGAUAUUGUUGUGACCUCAAAUAAAGAAGUCAAAGUUGCUGCUGUGCGGGACGCCUUCCAGGAGGUCUUCGGCUUAGCUGUGGUCAUGGGGGAAGCCGUUCAGCCGAACAUUGCCCCACAACCAGUGGGCUAUGCAGCUGGGUUGAAAGGAGCCCAGGAGCGGAUAGAUACCUUGCGUCGAACUGGAGUGAUCCAUGAGAAACAGAUUGCUGUGUCAGUGGAAAACUUUAUUGCAGAAUUGCUACCUGACAAAUGGUUUGAUAUCGGUUGUGUGAUAGUUGAAGAUCCUGUUCACGGCAUUCAUCUAGAAACAUUUACACAAGCGACACCUGUGCCUUUGGAAUUUGUGCAACAGGCUCAAAGUCUGACUCCCCAGGACUACCAUCUAAAGUGGUCAGGCCUUUUGGUGACAGUGGGAGAAGUCCUGGAAAAGAGUUUAGUAAAUGUCAGCCGGACUGAUUGGCACGUGGCUUUCACUGGUAUGUCACGUCGACAGAUGAUCUACAGUGCAGCCAAAGCAGUAGCAGGCAUGUAUAAACAGCGCCUACCACCCAGGACCGUGUGAGAGAAGACUUACCUAGGAUGCUGAGAUGUCCUCACUUUGACCUUGGUGGUAAAGAAGAGAUUUUACUUUCUUAAAUUGGAUACCUUCAAUAAUCCAGCAGUUUUGGUUAUUUUACUGUAGGCUACAGUUUUACUUUCCCUUUAGAAAGGCAUGGGUUUAUGUUAGUAGAUGAGACAGAUCCUUUUUAUGAUCAUAGUUUCAUGGAGUAUAGUUGUCAAAAGAAAUACACGGUAUAAAUAUUUUUGUAGGCCAAUUUGAUAUACCAAAUUUAUAAGGUGCAAAUUCAUGUGUUAAGACAUUUAAUUUAAAGAUAUGUACUUGAUUUUUUUUAAGAAAACAGUUAAUUAAAGGACAUGUUUAUUGAAUAUUCUUUAAAAGCAUUGUUUCUUUUAAUUCAAGAUUAAUCUCUUCUCAGUCUUUGAGGGUUUUUCUGUGUGCCCAUGAUCUCAGGUCUGAUGCUGAGCAGUGUGCUCAACAAUUUACACUAAAAUUCCUACUCCCAGGGAGAUGGUGCACAUUUUUUAUGCGUAUUUUUAACAUGGGCAAAAAUAACAGAUUUGAUCACUUCCUUUUUAGUUAUCAUAAACACACAUAGUCCAAAUAAUUCUACAUUUUUCUUUUUUUUUUAAAUAAGUUUGGGGUAUUACAGAUUUAUACUCUGAACAUUAGGGUAAUACAUUUUAUUUUUUGAUUGCUGUGUCAAAUCAUUUGACAACUAAAUGACAAAUGAUUUGAAUAUUUUUUAAAUUGGAAGCAUUUGGAUUAUUAAACUAACAACAGCCAUUAUUUCUGUUCCUACUCAUAUUUUCCCACUGUAAUAGAAAAAAUUUUGAGAGGGAAGGAAAUUACUUUGUUGUUCAUGGGAUUAUAUGUCUCUUAUUUUAAUUAACAUUACUUCUUACUAAGUUUUCCUUAAACACUGCUUUUCUAACUUUGUGGGCCUUCUGCCUUUACUUUUUAUGGAAGUUUCAAAGAAACUCUUCUAUAUUCAACUUGGUUUAUUUAGUCCAUUAUGUUGAUACUUAAUGAAAGCUUCUUUUUUUCCCAAAUAUAUUUACCAUUUUUGGAUUUAUAUAAAUCAAAAUUAAAUAGUCUUAACACUUUUGAACUCUAUAUAUGCAAAUUCAAAUAACUUUUCAAGGAUAGUUUAUCUUCAUAUAAAAAUGUAAUUUAAUUUUUAUUUACUCUUCUAUGCAGUUCCUUCAAUUUAAAAGAAUUAGCACAAUCUUACUAAGGGUGUUGAAGCUCUUAUCCUGCACUGUCAUUACAUGUAAGGUUUGCUUUGUUUUGUUUUUCCUCUGUUUUUAUUUUAUUACCCGGGGAUGAGAUGAAUAAGUAUUAAUUUUCCAACUAUAGUAUAUAUUAGUUUUCAAGCACUACAAUAAUUAUUCAGUGAAAUUCAGACUUGUGUGUCAUUAAAAGUAAUGAGAAAAAGAUAAAACCAGUUGUUGUGGCAUUAUAGGGACAGAAUGCUUUUUUCUCCCUCUUCAUUUGAAGUUUAUGGAACAGGUCAUCUGUGUUUUUUCCGUUUUCCAUAAGUAAGGGAAGCCUUUCUUUAUCAUUUGUGUUUAUCCUUUAUUUUCAAAAACUACUCUUUUCUAACAGUAUUUUUUCAUGUCAUGGCCUGAUGACUCACUAAUUACAGUUAUGGAUAAAGGAAAGUAUACUUGUUACAAUGUUUUUUCUCCUCCACUUCUGUUAUUGGGAAAUUUCACAGAUCCUAAAAGUAAUUCCUUAUCUCUCACAUGCCACAGCAACGUUAACCAGGCGGUCUGCUAAUGUUGGUCUUUUGGCCUAAGAUGCUGACCCAUCGAUCUGAGACCAUGGUUCCCUUUACCCAUAAUCCAGCUGGUUCUUUUUUUUCUGCUCAUUCUUUUACAGCUCCCACACUAGCAUCUCUUAGAGUUGGACUGGAGGCUAUUUGCUUUAUUCUCCCUCAAGCUUCUUAGGAAAGAGCUCCAGGGAACUACUUACUGAAUUUUAUAAGCUUGUACAUGUCUUUGUUUCAAUUAAGUAGUGAGAAAGAGAGCAGGAAGAAAUGCAAGAAGAGUGAUUUAACACCAACAUCAGUUGACAGAGGUACCCAGAUUGCUCAGUGCAAGGUUUUCCUGUGACUACGUCUGUCCAGUAACCCUGGGCCUACACUGUGCCACAGAUCUCUGAAGUUGGUAAAGCUUUCGGCAGUACUAGUUUUCUCUUCCGAGUCUCUUACUGUUUUUACUUCCCCAUUCUUCAUUCCUCUCUCUCUCUCAAGGAUCAAUGAGGUAAGAAAUUGAGGUGAAUGAAUAUAGAUAAAAUGGUAGUAUGAUAGCAAGUCUAAGUAGAUAAGUGUACAGAUGAAUGUCGAUUAUGUACCUCUAUUAAAAUUAUGCAAAUUAGUAAUAUACUCAGGGUCAACCAAAUUACUUUAAUAUGUUGUUGGAUUUACAGCUAGAAAAAAAAUUCUUAACAGGAAUCUGUAUUCUGUGAAGCCAGACUUUCUAUGUUCUAAAAGGUGUUGGGUUAUGCAUAAAUUAUUAAGAAACGUAGAUUUUUACUCCCUGAAUAUGGUGUUCAUUUUUAAGGUACUAUGCAAGAUGAUAUAUUGGGUAAAACCAACUUUGUAAGUAUGUAAAUAUGUCAUAAAUAAAUAAUACCUCUACUUA
Molecule: messenger RNA, 4243 nt
Organism: Phyllostomus hastatus (greater spear-nosed bat)
Lineage: Eukaryota; Metazoa; Chordata; Mammalia; Chiroptera; Phyllostomidae
Gene: PRRC1
Product: proline rich coiled-coil 1
Exons: 10
Coding region: 258-1598 (446 amino acids)
Biological process (GO): activation of protein kinase A activity
Cellular component (GO): cytoplasm
Molecular function (GO): protein kinase A regulatory subunit binding
Source: RefSeq, a predicted model, not a curated record